Molecule: messenger RNA, 11066 nt
Organism: Rhea pennata
Lineage: Eukaryota; Metazoa; Chordata; Aves; Rheiformes; Rheidae
Gene: BMPR2
Product: bone morphogenetic protein receptor type 2
Exons: 13
Coding region: 643-3768 (1041 amino acids)
Biological process (GO): protein phosphorylation; blood vessel development; cellular response to growth factor stimulus
Cellular component (GO): signaling receptor complex; plasma membrane
Molecular function (GO): transforming growth factor beta receptor activity; ATP binding
Source: RefSeq, a predicted model, not a curated record
CCGCCGCGGCCCUCGCCGUGAGUGCAGCCGCCUGCCGCCUCGCCGCGCAGGGGCUCAGCGCCUCUCUCCUUCCCCAGGCGCGCAGAGGAGCGAGGAAGGAAGACAGAGACCUUUAACAGGGCGGGAUGUGCCUCUCGCCCAGGCCUUUGGGGCGCGCGGGCGGCGUCCCGUACCGAGCCUGAGGCGGCUGCUCGAAUUGACAGUCCGCCGACUGACUCUUCCUCGCGGCUGGAUAUGUUUCCUCCUGAAGCCGGGUGUUUCUUUGACAUCGUGAAGCUGCGUGGGAAAUAAGCUGGGUUCCCAGAGCGAAUCGCGAGACUCGCCCCUUCCCUGGGAGAAGGGAAAUGCGCUGGGGCUUGGAGGCAGAAACGGGCUUUUCUCCAAUUCCCAAGAAGAAGCGCUCCUGCUUCCCGAGACAUGAAGGCAGCCUGGUGUAAUGGAGUAAGAGCAGAGGCGGCCCCUCUCCUCUGCCAUUUGCCCUUCCAGACUGGAUUGUAAACCAGUGGAGUUCAGCAAGGCUGUUUGGAGAGGAGACGAAAAAAGAAAAAGGAAAUUCCUCCUGACCUUCUUAUUAUUUUUUUUAUUAUUAUUUUUUAUUAUUAUUAUUUUUUCCUUCUGCCUCGUCCUUUGGCCUCGCCAGGUAUGACUGCCUCACUGCAGCACCUUUUGCUGGUGCUCCUGCUCUCCAGUGCCACCCUGCUGCUCAGCACUGCGGCUGCUACACAGAGUGAGGAGCGGCUGUGUGCAUUUAAGGACCCAUAUCAGCAGGACCAUGGAAUCAGUGAGAGCAGAAUCUCUCAGGAGAAUGGCACAAUUCUGUGUAUGAAAGGUAGUACCUGCUAUGGACUUUGGGAAAAAACACGAGAAGGAGACAUACAUCUUGUAAAACAAGGAUGCUGGUCUCAUAUAGGAGACCCACAAGAGUGUCACUUUGAAGAGUGUAUAGUAACAACUACCCCUUCCUUGAUUCAGAAUGGAACAUAUCGCUUCUGCUGUUGUAGUACUGACUUGUGUAAUGUCAACUUCACUGAAAACUUCCCACCUCCUGACCCUACUGAUACAACACCUUUCAAUUCUUCUCAUUCUUUUCAUCGAGAUGAGACUAUAGUUAUUGCCCUCGCAUCUGUGUCUGUCCUGGCUGUUUUGAUUGCUGCUCUGUUCUUUGGAUACCGAAUGCUUGCAGGAGACCGUAAGCAAGGUUUGCACAGCAUGAACAUGAUGGAGGCAGCAGCAUCAGAGCCCUCGCUGGAUCUGGAUAAUCUGAAGUUACUGGAGUUAAUUGGCCGGGGACGAUACGGAGCAGUGUAUAAAGGCUCCCUAGAUGAACGCCCUGUUGCUGUGAAAGUGUUUUCUUUUGCCAAUCGCCAGAACUUUGUCAAUGAGAGGAACAUUUAUAGAAUUCCCCUGAUGGAGCAUGACAAUAUUGCCCACUUCAUUGUGGGAGAUGAAAGGUUCACUGCAGAUGGACGUAUGGAAUAUUUAUUGGUGAUGGAAUAUUACCCCAAUGGUUCCUUAUGCAAAUAUUUGAGUCUCCACACAAGCGACUGGGUGAGCUCUUGUCGUAUGGCACAUUCUAUUACUAGAGGCUUGGCGUACCUGCACACAGAGCUACCUCGAGGAGACCAUUACAAACCUGCAAUAUCCCAUCGUGACUUGAACAGCCGCAAUGUCCUGGUGAAGAAUGAUGGAACAUGUGUAAUCAGUGAUUUUGGCCUCUCCAUGAAGUUAACUGGAAACAGACUAGUACGCCCGGGUGAGGAAGAUAAUGCAGCCAUUAGUGAGGUUGGUACGAUCCGCUAUAUGGCCCCAGAAGUGCUUGAAGGAGCAGUGAACCUGCGGGACUGUGAAUCUGCUUUGAAACAAGUAGAUAUGUAUGCACUGGGCCUUAUCUACUGGGAGAUAUUUAUGAGAUGCACAGAUCUCUUCCCAGGAGAAUCUGUGCCAGAGUACCAGAUGGCUUUCCAGACAGAAGUCGGAAACCAUCCCACUUUUGAAGAUAUGCAAGUCUUGGUGUCUAGGGAGAAGCAAAGACCAAAAUUUCCAGAAGCCUGGAAAGAAAACAGCCUGGCUGUGAGGUCACUUAAAGAGACAAUUGAAGACUGUUGGGAUCAAGAUGCUGAAGCUCGACUAACAGCGCAGUGUGCUGAGGAGAGGAUGGCAGAACUCAUGAUGAUUUGGGAGAGAAAUAAAUCAGUUAGUCCAACAGUCAAUCCUAUGUCUACUGCCAUGCAAAAUGAGCGGAAUCUGUCGCAUCAUAGGCGUGUAUCAAAGAUAAGGCCAUAUCCAGAUUACUCUUCUUCCUCCUACAUUGAAGAUUCAAUCCACCACACUGACAGCAUAGUGAAGAACAUUUCUUCUGAACAUUCAAUGUCCACUACACCAUUGACUUCAGGGGAGAAGAACAGAAACUCCAUUAACUAUGAGCGGCAACAAGCACAAGCUCGCAUCCCUAGUCCUGAGACAAGUGUCACCAGUUUGUCCACCAAUACUACCACCACCAAUACAACUGGCCUCACUCCUAGCACUGGCAUGACUACCAUAUCUGAGAUGCCUUACUCAGAUGAAACAAACUUGCAUUCUACAAAUGUCAUGCAGCCAGGUGGGCCCACCCCUGUUUGUCUGCAGUUAACGGAGGAGGACCUAGAGACGAACAAACUGGACCCAAAAGAAGUGGAUAAGAACCUGAAGGAAAGCUCUGAUGAGAAUCUGAUGGAGCAUUCACUUAAGCAGUUUAGCGGGCCAGAUCCGCUCAGCAGCACUAGUUCCAGCUUACUUUAUCCACUCAUAAAACUUGCUGUAGAGGUGACAGGACAACAGGACUUCACACAAGCUGGCAAUGGUCAAGCAUGUUUGAUUCCUGAUGUCCCAUCUGCUCAGGUCUAUCCUCUACCCAAGCAACAGAACCUUCCGAAGAGGCCUACUAGCCUUCCUUUAAACACCAAAAAUUCAACGAAGGAGCCGCGGUUAAAAUUCGGUGGCAAACACAAGUCAAACUUGAAGCAAGUGGAAACAGGAGUUGCCAAGAUGAACACUAUCAACGCAGCAGAACCUCAUGUGGUGACAGUUACCAUGAAUGGAGUGGCUGGGAGAAGCCACAGCAUAAACUCUCAUGCUGGGACAACCCAAUACGUAAAUGGGGCAGUGCCAUCUGGCCAAACAACCAGCUCAGUAGCACAGAGGGCCCAGGAAAUGCUUCAGAACCAGUUCAGUGGAGAGGAUAGUCGGCUGAAUAUUAAUUCAAGCCCUGAUGAGCAUGAACCCUUGUUGAGACGGGAGCAGCAGGUUGGCCAUGAUGAAGGUGUUCUGGACCGCCUAGUGGACAGGAGAGAGCGACCACUGGAUAAUGGCCGAACAAAUGCCAAUAACAACAACAGUAAUCCGUAUCCAGUGCAAGACACAGCUACGCUCAGUGUCCAGAAUGUAGCAAGAAAUCCUGGGCAGACCCAGCCUAGAAGAGCACAGAGGCCUAAUUCGCUGGAUCUAUCAGCCACAAAUAGUUUGGAUAGCAGUAGUAUGCAGUUAGGUGACUCGCAAGAUGGCAAAUCAGGCUCAGGAGAAAAGAUCAAGAAACGUGUGAAAACUCCGUACUCACUUAAGCGGUGGCGUCCUUCAACAUGGGUCAUCUCCACUGAACCGCUGCACUGCGAGGUCAACAACAACGGCAGUGACCGGGCAGUCCACUCCAAAUCCAGCACUGCUGUUUAUCUUGCAGAAGGAGGCACUGCCACCACAAUGGUAUCUAAGGACACAGGAGUGAACUGCCUGUGAAAUACUUUAAAAGCCAACAAAUGACCUUUUUUGCAUUAUUUGAAACAAACGUGCAGAAGACAUUUAAAAAAAAAAACUGCUUUCUCCUCCUGUCAGCAACCCCUACCAAGGACUCGCUUUAAAUAGAUUUCAGCUAUGCAGAAAAUUUUUAGCUUAUGCUUCCAUAUUUUUUAUUUUGUUUUAUUUUUUGAACGUUUUUGCACUUUUAUUUAGUAUCGCUAAAGUUAAGUCUGUCUGUUUUGACCACGGAAUAUAUAUAUGUGUAUCAAAAAUGUGGUCUCAAAAUAUUUUUUUAAAAAAAGUAACAAAAAAAAGUAUUGCUGAUAAUCAGUUUGGACCAGUUUCUUAAGGUCACUAAGAUCAUAAGCAGACUAUAAGACAGGUUUGACUGCAGUGGUGUCUUGUAACCAUGUUUUGAUUUCUGUGCACAAGCUAGUCUGUAUAUUUCUAUGUUAAAAGGUGUAUUCUGUUUUGAACCCUUAUUUUUCUUGUGUCAUGUUGAAAUGUGCAAUAGUCUAUAGUUCACAGUAUGCUUUACUGAAAAGUGUGUUUCUAAAACUGCCACGUUCCCUUUCUGUGAGUAUUUGUUAAUUUUUCCCUGACAGUUGAGCAGUCAGCCAGUCAUGACAGUGAACUUUGCACACCAUAGCCAGCUUGAAGCAGCUGCCUGUAUCACAUUGUGCUCUGAGGUGACAAUGCAUGAAUUUUCCCAAAUUUAAAGGGCUUUUAAAAAGGAACAACAACAGAAAGCUCAGUACCUUUCCUUUAAUCCUUCCAAAUCUAAAUGUGUUUCCUCUGUAACAGUAGAUGCUAGCCUGUGAAGUUCUGAAUAACAAAACAUUGAACAAAUGUAAGGAAACAGAAUGUCAGCCAUUUUUCCAUUUUAUUUUGGUGCAGUUUCAGCCUUUGUAUUUAUGUAAAACCUUAUUUAGAUCACUAAAAAUGUACAUUGAAAAAUACAUUUUUAUCAGCUGUCUUAAUGACUGUCAUACUUAAAAGCUCUAGUGAAGACAGGUUGCUAAGAUAUUUUGUUUAUGUAGAGGAAAAAAAAAUCAUGAAUCUUGAUCGGCACAAACCAGUUUUGUGAUGAGUCACAAAUCUUUCAGCAUUUACCUCCUAUAGAAAGUCUGAGGUAAAAUCAGCCUGAUUACUUAUGCAAGUAGAUGCAUCCUAAUUGACUGUUGUUGCUGAGUUAAAACUCUUCUUCCCUUCAGAGUUUUUAGAUCCUCUUAUUCAUCUUGUUAAAAUUUAAUGCAUGCUUUUAAAAUUCAUGGUUAUGAGUGUUUCGAGGUGAGAGUUGUUUCGUUUCUCUGGUUAGAACUUUCUUUCUGUUUGUAUAUAACACUCCACAUGUGAUUUUAGGUGUCAGUGAUCAUGAAUGUAAUAUCUAUUGAGAUAAAUUGUUUUUCAUCUUCUCAAGUAAACAUUAUUAGUGUUAUAACAUUGUUACAGUGAUCAUUUUUGCUUUCCACUGAAAGAAAAUUGAUUUCCUUACUGGCCAAACCCCCCUUCUCUCUAAGAGUUUUAGCUUGAGAAAUAUUCUUCCUGAUUGAAAAAUUUCGUUAAAACCUAUUUACAUUAAAAGUAUAUAACAUAUGUCAGUCUUUAGCACUGAGUAAAGUUUUAUCACUGCAUCUGAAAAGCGGUUAUGUUCAAAGACAGAAAAUCUAUUCAGUCAGCAUGCCAAACUCCUAUGUAGAAUGCUGCUAGCCAACGAUUGCCUCCCCCAACAUGUCCUCUUGCAGCUGACUGAAACAAAUGCUAUAUGCUUUCAAGCUCAUUUGUUUCCUUGCUAUUGUAUUAUUUUCCCCCAUGAGGUCAACUUUGCCAAUUCUGUUCUUUUACAUCAUAACUGGCAUAUAUAAUAUAUGCCUUCCUACAUCUGAUUCUUACCAUUUCCCGAACUCCGUUGUUUAUCCUUAAUUUCUGUGAUUUCCUAUCUUGUUCCUUAAAUGCUUCUUAGAUUCUCCUAGAUAAUCUCCAAGAAGUAAUGCUAUAUACCCAGCCUCUGAUUCAGCAUAGCAGUAGAAAUAUAAGCCAUGAUAGACUUCAGGCUCCCUGUGGUCUCAUCUCUGGUGUACUUCAGGUACUACCUUUCUUCUCAGAGGCGUAGUUCUGUUACCCGAAUGUGUAAAUACAGUUACGUCUCCCCUCUUCAAAAAGACAGCCUUUCUCUGGUUUUAUUCUUAAUUCACUCUCCAGCUUGCCAUCUGUUGCAAUCUCUCAUCCCAGGUGUUGUAAACCAGCCAUUUGCUCAGCUGACUUUCAAGAUCUGAAUAAGAUUUUUUGACAUGCUGUUUUUAAUUUUGACUGUGUUUUUUAUCCCAUUUGGGCUUCUCUGGGUCUACAUUUGAAUGUCUGGAGUACAGUAUGUUAUUUUGUGAUGGUCACCGUAUCAUGCACGUUGAAGAGUCUUCAUUCCUUUUCCAAAGACUUUCUGCUUUCCCUAACCUUGUAUCUUCUAUCAGCAUUGCAGACUGUGCUUUGAAAAGCAUAUGUAGUACUUUUAUCUAACCUGAAAUGCUCUGGGGAAAGAAAAGUUAAUUACUCUGACUACUGCUUUUUUCUGCUAAAGCAGUUUUGCACCAGUCUUCUAGCCUUUCUUUUCAGGCCAAUCCUUUGUAAGAAAUCCAACUUUUUAUGCUCAAUGCAAUCAAAAGAUUUUAAUAAAAUGAUACACCAGAUGGAAAAGUUCUACAAUUCUGCAGUUUUUCUUAAAGAUUCUCAAAAUAAACACAAUUUAAUUUCUUUUAUCUUUUUCUGCCACUUGGUAAAAAGUCUUUGGGAAGAAUCAUAAUAAGUAAAAGAAAAAAAAAGCUAUAUAAUCUAGUAUGGAUAAGUAUAAUUUGUAACAUGAUAGAAAAAUGUACUUUAUCCCAAAAUACCUUAUAGAUUAAAUAGAGAAAAGCUGUUUAUUUUUAAAGGUCAGUCAAAAUGAACUCUUACGUAGGUACCAAAAUAUUCUGAUUCUGCCACAGCCAAAUGAGAUCAGAUUAGCGCAGCUUGUUUUUAAUGCUUAAUUUAGUGAUGCCCUUUUUUGCUCACAGCAGACAAUCCAGUCUGUACAGAAUAUGUUCUUUGAUAAAUUGAACGAUACUGAAUUGUACCUCACAAAAGUACCUUGGGGAAAUCAUUCUUAAAUGAAUGAAAGAUGCGUAAGAGAAAUCUACAGAUCAGACACACGGAUAGUUGAUUAAUAUACUAUUACCUGGCAGGGGGGAAAAUGUGUUUUAUUUCCUUGUGUUUUUGUUUGUUUGUUUGUUUGUUUGUUUUUAAGAAAAAGGUCAGUUAUGGAAGUUGGUAGUUGUCUCUCAAUUUCUGAUAUAUAUUGCAGGCAAAAUAAAUAGUGUAAAUAACUAAACUGUGCCACUGUCAAAUAGGCAGCAGUAGAAUAUUUGCUAUGGUAAUUUAUGAUGUGUAAUUCAAGCAAAGUGUAACAGUAAACAUUUGUGAUUUUUGUGUAUAUAAGCCAAAAUCCAAACCCUUAGUGAUUUUCGAAAAAUCACUUGAUAAUUGAAGCUUGGUUAGGCUAAAUACAUGGCCUGUUUUUCUAUUUUCUGUAAUAGAGAUACUCAUCAACAUUGCAGUUUUUAGAAUGUGAAUUCUAACCAUUUAUGCAAACAUUUGCAUAGUGAAAUUUACUUUCUUCUAAAAUUGAUAUUCACAAGUCAGAACACUUCCCCUGAAUCUGCUCACAAUGAUCUAUAGCUUCACAUGUUGAACAUUAAUAAAAAUGCCAUUCUUGGAACUCCCAGAUGCACUUAAACCGCAUAGCUAAAGGUAAAUGAAUUCUCAAUUUAAAAGAAAAACAAUUGGUAUUUUCAUCACUAUAAUUUUCUCUGAAACAAGGGACAUUUCAAUUAAUGUAUAUCUAUGUUUUGCUUUCUUACUGCAGUUAAGUGUUCUUUGUGUCCACAAAGUUACCUAUUUUCAAAGACAAUACAAUUUAUUUUUUUCUGUCUGUUAAGGGAAAAAAAUAAUGCAAAAUGGAUGCUGGCAGGUUUCAGGAAUAAAUAAAAAUUAUGAUUAGAAAAUACAUAUCCUCACAUCUAUCAGUGUGUUCCAAAAUAAAUUUUUAAUCCUAGCAGCCUGAGGAAGGAGUAUAAGGGUGUUCUGUAUAAGUGUGGAAGAGAUUAUUGUGCAAAACUUGAUAUUAAUGACUAGGUGUUUAGAAAAUACAUGUUGUAUGCAUUAUACAUGGCAUAGUUUGGGUGUUAGGCUGAUUUUUGGGAUCAUGCGUUUUGCUCUAAUGAUAUCCCUUAAGUACUUUUGAGAGUGUUAUUAAAAAAAAAAUCAAUUAGUGUAAUUUUACUGGGUUUAUGUUCAGACGAUGAUUUCCUUCUGUGGCAAAUACUCAAAUGAUCACAGACAUUUUGCCCGUGAAAUGUUGCUAUGAAAAGUUCUAGCCUAAUUAAAGACAAUUUUUAAAUUUACAUAUGUAGCCAUUACAGGAGAAAUGUCUUGUGAUAUGCUGUAAUUUUUACUUAUAUAAAAAUGAUAAGGUUCCCAUUGCUGAAACAGAAUGUUUUUAAGCACUAAAAUAGUAAUUGCCAAGCAUAACUGACUCAAUGUCUAUUAAAUUUGAAAAUUGGGAACAAUUUGUCAAAGAGGUUUGACGUAGGAUCGAUUAGAUUGUAAGUGUUGGAUUAUAGACUGGACAACUUGGGUACUUUGUGUAAAUUUGGCUUAUUUGAAUUUUGCUAUCUGAUCUCCCACUAUCCAUUUUAACAGAUAAAUAUAUUAAAUAACCUCCCUUUCUUCCAUGUACUUACUGUUUUCAGCUGUGGUUGCUUGUUCUGUGAAAAAGCUAUACAUACGGCAUUGGAGCCAAAUACAUAUUUUUAUGUAAACUCUAUAUGUAUUUUGAGGCAUAUGGUCAUGCAUAAAAUCCAGGAUUAAAUUCUGUGGGUUACAGAAUCCGAUGGUAGCAGUGGUACAAGUAUAGUGCUCUUCUGCAUAGGCCAUUUUUAAAUUGUGUUUAGUACAUUAUGAUACGUAUUGGGCUCAGUCUGUGACACUUAGUCCAGCGGUGCAAGGUCUCUCAGACUUGUCACUGAUUGUUUAGGUGGAAUGAAUUCAUUCUCGAAAGACGAGAAUGCACUUGAUCAUGCAUUCAGCUGAAGCUGAGUAAUUUAACAUUGCUCCUUUGAAGAUAUUAGCUAAGUCUGAAAAAAAUCCAAAAUCCUUCAGUAUGAUGAUUUUUACAAGGCUUUUGUUAUACAGCUAUGGUUAUAUGCGUGGUUGCCGUUUAAACAUAAGGUUAUUUAGGCCAUUAAAUCCAUCAGGGAGAAAUUACUUUUUAGGCUUGUAUAGUGGCAUAUAAAGCCUCAAGCUGUAGAAAUAAACCCCCCCUUUUAUUUUCCUUCCAAAUUAGGUUUAGUUUGAAUGUGAAGUAAUAACAAAUCAGAUUUAUUGUUGUGAGAUUUCUUCUGUACUCACUAAAACUGGUAGCAGAUUUUCCACUUCUGCAGAUAAAUACAUAGAUUCAGGUCCUCCUUCGAAUCAAAGCAGGAGUUUGUUUGGCCCAAGCGUGUCUGAGGAAAUCGGCAUCUAUUCAGUUAAUGCUCGCCUCUGAAAUCAAAGAGGAGUCUGCCAUUGAUUUUGACCGAAGGAGGGUCAGGUUCAGCUGGUGCUGGUCUUAAUAUUUUCUCAUGAGUGUUCGUGCUGGGAAGGCCAAAGCAGAAUGUUAGACCGUGGGGGCUGACCCUGGGUAUUGAUGUUUUGUGGGGUGUUAGCUGAUGCCUUGAAUCAUGCUGUCGUGCUAGGUCAGCACCAGUUCAGCUGUGGUUACUGUUAAGAAGUGGAACUGCACCAGUAGGAGCGAUAAUAGAAGGUUUCAAGAUAAGUUCUCACAUACACCAAAGCCUUUUAUGUUGAUCUGGGCUUAGUACAGGUCUGAUUUAGUCAGAGCUGUAGUGAAUUACUAAAAUGGAAGUACUUUUUAUGGCAAUUUCUAUUUAUUUCACUGUGGUUUAAUCUAUAUAUGUGCAUAACAGGGAACCAGUUGGAGUUAUGUUAAUUUAUAAUGUAAUUGUCAGAUAUUUUUAAAAGUAUAUUGGUUGGUAAUCAUGUACAAUUGCAAGUCACUCAGUUAACUUCAAUACAUAGGUCAUAUUUCAACAGAUUCAGUAACUAUCACAGUAAAGGAAGAUUUCUUAAAUUCUUGCAGUUUUCUAUAGCUACGUUACAUAAUGUCCUUCAGGAGCAUAGCCUCUUGCAUGGUAACUAUUUUAAAGUAGAAAUAGUUACUUUUUAUAGCUUAUUAGUUAUAAGGCCUCUCAAAAGUCAACUUUUUUUAGCCUAUUCACUUACCUAUUUUUAAGACAGAGCAAGAAUUUGAGAGGUUUAUUUCUAGAGCACUUGAUUCACUUUUUUGUGCCUCAGAAUUGUAUCAUGAAGUAUCACACUUGUUUAUUCAAAAGAAAGGAAAAUUGUUAAUGUUUCAGUAAUCUUUUAACAGUUACAAAAAGAGGCAAGUCCAAGUUACAGCUGACUUUCAUUUGUCACUUCCCUGACAAUUUCUGAUUUGUGGCUCUUUUCUCCGUUUUACAAUGUUGAAAUGUAUUUAAAAAGGUUUAUACAUAAUGUUUCUUGUCUGCUUUUUGUCUCUAGAGGAAAGUGUGCUCUAUUCCCUUUUAUAUAAGCUGGAAUCAUAUUUUACAAUCACUGUUCAUUAUUCCCUCCCUCCCCCAUGCAGUAUAAAAGGAAAAUGAAAUUGCAAAGACUGAUUUCUAGGGUUUGGUCUUCUGUAGAAGCUGAAAUAAGGAGAUGUGAAACUGCCAUUUUCUUUAUGAAAGACUUUAAAAAGAGCAUUAAUUUCUGAGCGAGCGUUUCUGGGGAGGAGGAGGAGAAACCCUAGAAUAUGGAGUCUCAUCAGAACCCUUUUGUUAACGGGUAUUUUUGUUUUUUCCUCUCAAGUAACUGAGGAAAUAUUAUGUAUGAAUUUAUAAAUAAUUGCUUUCAGUUAUUUCUUUUAUAUAAGCUGCCCAAUACCCUUGUUAUGCUGUAUAAGUUGUGUUUCAUGGAACAGUGUGAGUAUGAAAUAAAAAGCUAAUUUUUGUUUUUUAAUCAUCUGUGGAUGCCACUAUGAAAGCUGACAUUGUUAAAGCCACUACAGAGUUUUCUAUGAAUACUUGUAAGAAUUGCUUUGUUAUAUAUAAACCUAAAUAAAGAGAUUGUAUUGAUACAGAGACAUUGGAUAAGAACAUUUAAAAGGCUAUUCUUUAGGUUUAAAAGAAAUGGCUUGCUGUAAAAUGGUGCAUUACUCCAUUUAUUAAAGAUCAUAUUAAUGAUAAAAA